UUGCCGUAGCAGCCACCCAGUCACCGCUUUGAGCAUGCGCACUGUGUUCUUUCAGCUCAACUUCACUUGCUUUCCACGCGUGUUUAGCACACACACACACACUUUGGGAAAAGUCUGUUUUGAAGGCAUAGAUUGUGUCUAUAAGACGUGUCUUUCAGAACUAUGGGAGGACAGGCAAAGGGCAAAAAGAAAAACAAGCCAAAGAGGAAAGACAACCGGCCAAACAGGGACGCAGGUAUUGUUGGGUUGACACCACAGGAAAGGAUGAAAGUGAGAAUGCAUGAAAAAGCCAAGAAGAAGACAGCUGAGAAGUACUCUGUACAGCAACUACUAGAAAAGGCAGAGGAAUGUGUGGACACUUUUGAUUUCGAGAUGGCUAGCCUUUUCUGCCAGCGAGCCCUCGAUGUGGAGCCCAACAACCUGCAAGGUCUGGACAUGCUGGGACACAUCUGCUCUGAACUGGGGGACACACAGAAAGCUAAGGGAGUUUUUCUACGUGCUGUGGAGCUGAGCCCGGAUGAAGGCCACAGUAAGUACAUGUACCUGGGACAAAUCCACACAGGCCAGGAGGCUGUGGAGUACUACACUAGAGGAAUACAAGUCCUGCUGGCUGCAUUGGAUAAGCAAGCUCAGGCCACAGCUCAAGCUGGAGCUGCUGCCUUACCAGAAGAGGACCCUGAACUCCCCACAGCAAAGGAUGUUUGUGUAGCCUACUGCUCCAUUGCUGAGAUUUACCUCGCAGACCUCUGCAUGGUAGAGGGAGCUGCAGACAAGUGCAGAGAGUACAUCGAGAAAGCAUUACAGUAUCACCAUGACAACCCUGAGGCUCUACAGCUCAUGGCCAGUUACCUGUUCAGUACAGAGAGAAACCAGGAAGGCAAAGAAUACCUGUUGAAGAGUGUUGGACUGUGGCUACCUGCCCAGAAAGAGAGUGCAAGUUCCUCCAGAACAGAGGAAGACUCGCAGAAUGAGAUCCCUCCGUAUGAGUCUCGCAUCACCACGGCCAAACUGCUCAUCGAGUCUGAGGAAUAUGAGAUGGCGGUAGACGUGUUGGAGGGUCUUCUGGAGGAAGAUGAUGAAGUCGUUCAGGUGUGGUAUCUUUCAGGCUGGGUGUGCUACCUCCAGCUGGAAAAAGCAAAGGAGCAGCAAGAAAGAGAGGGCAGAGAAGUGACGGAGGAGGAAAAGGAGGAGUGGAAGGCGUUAAAGGAGGCGGCCAGAUCGUACCUGACCAAUGCUAAGAAGAUGUACAGUAAGCUGCGAUGUGAUGACCAGCCAAUGCUGGAGCAUGUGGAGCAGCUGCUAGGCGAGCUUGGAGGAGAGAUGACGGAGGGAGACGAGGGCGAGGAGGGAGACGCAAUCCUGGAUGAUGAUUAUGAACCCUGUAGUGAUGAGGAGGAGGACGACGAAGCAAAUGCACCCAUGGAACACUGACCACAGCCUCUUGGUCGUACUCUGUGAUUUCACUUUUUCCCCCAUCAUCCUUCCCUCUAGUUUAAAUGUUCCUGUGCCUUUUUUUUUUUUAAUGGUUGUCCUUUCACACCCGUUUAUUAAAGCUGAAAUUUGAAUACAACUCAGAUGCACAAAAAGAGUGGCAUUAAAAGCUGCACUCGACUCAGUCUCUUUCAGCUAGUUUUUUUUUUUUAUACCUUUGGUGGAAAUAAGUGCAUACUUGAAUUAUGCUUCCCUUAAUCUCCUUGACAGACGUUGAUGAAAGAUUGAAAAAAUUAGCUUUAGAGCUUUACGUCUUACCAGCAGCAAAGGCAAAACACUUUGGAAUGCUUUUACCUUCACACAUUUGUUUCUACAAGCGUACAUACACAGCACACGUUUUCACACACAAACAAAAUAAACGUUAAUUACUUCACAGCUCUUUCUCCUCUCCAGUGACUCCAGUGUAGUGAAAUAUCUCAAAUAUCUCAUAUUAGAAAACCGUGUCUGCCAACACACAGUUAAUGCUACCUUUACAUGUUACGGUUCAAAUAUUUUAAAGUUGAUGUGCAAUUCCUGAAUUGUUAUGCUAUUCAGUUUGUUCCCCCGCUUUGGAUCCCCUCCCCCUCUCUUGUUAACUCAUUGGAUUCAACAAGACAAGACACAAUAGAGAGAAUUUGACAUCAACUUAUGCACGUGUGUUUUUUUCCCUGCUAGACUGUUCAAAGUGCCUGGCACAAAGCUUUUUAGAAAGGAGAAGCGGACAACUCUUUAUUCGCUUUUAUGUUACAGCCUUUUAAAAUUCCCAGAUAGAGCUAUGUAGCAUAAUGGCAUGGAACAAUAAUGGACUGAUGCCUUUGACUCUUUCUUUCUUUUCUUUUAACAAUUGAGUGCACCUAGGUGAAGAGGAAGAGGAGUUUGUACAUCUCUGUGGUAGACAGCUAGAUAUGCACUUACUGGUGAAUGAAAAAAAGAUUAUAUCCUCUGAAAAGUGAACAGCAGCAGCAAAAGAAAAAACUGCAAGAUAUUCACAGCAUAGCAAACUGCUGGUUCAGAGGUGCCAGAUUUAAAAUAAAAACAAAAAC
Messenger RNA from Larimichthys crocea (large yellow croaker), 2513 nucleotides. RefSeq names its product probable assembly chaperone of rpl4. The record is from RefSeq and is a predicted model, not a curated record. Gene Ontology annotation, biological process: determination of ventral identity. Gene Ontology annotation, molecular function: protein binding; phosphatidylinositol binding. The transcript has 11 exons. Gene Ontology annotation, cellular component: membrane. The coding region runs from base 163 to 1431 and encodes 422 amino acids. Lineage: Eukaryota; Metazoa; Chordata; Actinopteri; Sciaenidae.